Messenger RNA from Didymella exigua CBS 183.55, 1175 nucleotides. Its product is annotated as chromatin associated protein KTI12. The record is from RefSeq and is a predicted model, not a curated record. Lineage: Eukaryota; Fungi; Ascomycota; Dothideomycetes; Pleosporales; Didymellaceae. The coding region runs from base 260 to 1150 and encodes 296 amino acids. The transcript is spliced from 5 exons.
CGGCCACACGGACGGUGAGUGGCUAGCAGCCUCGUAGCCUCCGUACUACCUGCUGGCGGCUUCAUCUGGCUUCGCAUUGAGCACCGCGGCCGGUCGCGCAAUUCCAUCGCAGCGUCAAGAGUCAAGACGAUCGUUGGCGGGGUUGAAAUUGGAAAUUGGAAAUUGGAAAUUGCUGCUAGCCCUGCGCACCGGCACUGUCACCGUCACUGUCACCGUCACCGUCACCGCCGCCGUCGCCGCAGCGACACGACUGCCCAACAUGCCUCUCGUCCUCGUCUCAGGAUAUCCGUCCGCCGGGAAAACCACCCGCGCGCUGCAACUGAAAGCGCACUGCGAGGCCAAGAUUGCCGCAACAAGUGCCGACGCCCGCGCCAGCCGUCUCAAGGUGCACCUUGUCAACGACCAGACGCUGGGCGUGUCGCGCGCCGUCUACCACACGGCGAGGGCGGAGAAGGAUGCGCGCGCUGAAGAGUACUCGGCCGUCAAGCGCGUGCUCUCGCGCGACGACAUCGUCAUCGCCGACGGGCUCAACUACAUCAAGGGCUUCCGCUACCAGCUGUACUGUGAAGCCAAGGCCGUGUCGACGCCCAGCUGUGUCGUCCACAUAGGCACGCCCGCCGACAAGUGCCGCGAGAUCAACGCGGCGCUGCUGGCCGACAAGGACCGCGAUGGCGGCUACGACGAGGAGGACUUUGAGAACCUGAUCUUCCGCUACGAGGAGCCCAACGGCAUGACGCGGUGGGACAGCCCGCUGUUCAUCGUCGUGCCAGAAGACGAGACGGCGUGGUGCGACCAGGUCUGGGACGCGCUCGUAGGCAGCGACGGGAAGGCCAAGGUCGUCAGACCCCACCAGGCGACGGUGCUGAAACCAGCCACGGAGCAGAACUACCUCUACGAGCUCGACAAGACCACCUCCGAUAUCGUCACCCAGAUCACAACCUACCAGAAAGACCACCCGGGCGAAGGCGGCGGCCACGUCACCGUCCCCGAUGUCGACCGCCCCCUCGAGCUCCCCGCGACGCCCAUGACCCUCCCGCAGCUCCAGCGCAUCCGCCGCCAGUUCAUCACCAUGAACCGCUCGCACAGCUUCUCGAAAGCCCGCAUAAAGGAAGUCUUCGUCGACUUCCUCAACAGCGAGUUCCUGCGCUAGUCCACGGCCUUCUAUACGUAGGCCU